Messenger RNA from Hydractinia symbiolongicarpus, 907 nucleotides. RefSeq lists its product as uncharacterized. The coding region runs from base 85 to 609 and encodes 174 amino acids. The transcript has 2 exons. NCBI's taxonomy places the organism in Eukaryota, Metazoa, Cnidaria, Hydrozoa, Anthoathecata, Hydractiniidae. The record is from RefSeq and is a predicted model, not a curated record.
ACGAGUGUGCUUUACUCACAGCUACAAUCUUUUAGUUACUGCGACAUUCGAUGCACGGGAGAACAUUGUCAGACAAGAGUUCAAAUGGAAAACCAUUGUGGAAAUGCACAAAAUGGAUUAUAUACAAGCAAUAUUUUACUGUUUCAUUAUGCCACACGUGAGAAAGUAGAACAGUUUGAAGCUGGGAAACUUAUAGAUGCAUAUCAAGAAAGAGGAUCGUACUGGACACCAAUGCCUCCAUUAAUGUACGACAAAAUGACAAUUGCUCAAAAGUACUGGGGCCCAAAAGGCAAGAUCACGGACAGCGAUGACAAGAACAACGACAGGGUGGAGUCUUUCGUCCAAGUGCAAGUUCCCAUGGAAGAUAAAAAUUUUGAAGAGACAGAUGAGAAAGAAAUGAUAGUAUAUUUUUAUAAAGGAAAGAUAAAUUUAAAAAAUUUCAAUCACAUGAUAAAGCCAUGUGAUAAAUUUGAUGCGUCGAAGUAUCUUAUUGAUCUCCAUGGAGAGUUGGAUGCUAGUGAUUUCGCUUGGAUGGUAGACACAGAUGAUGAAGAUGAUGAAAAGGAAGAGGAGGAGGAGGAGAGUGAGAAUGGUGAAAGUAAUAAAUAGGGGUGACAAAUUUUGAGGAAAUACUUUAUAUUAUUUUGCUCUUCGUAUUUUUCCAUACGUAAAUUUAAGAACAGAAAAAAAAUUUCGACAAGAAGGAAACAAAAUCUUUAACUUAUAUUGCAGUUUUUCCCAUUUUUAAGUAUGAAAUAUCCCAAAACACACAAACCUAAUAAAAGUUAAGUAAAGUAAGUCCUUUUUAUACUGCAUUACGUGCGUCUCGCUACUUGCGAUACCAUUGUGAGUGACAGACUUAUGCGAGUAUAGACUAGCCGGGGACCGAGCGUGAAAACUGGUCAAG